AUGUUGAACAAGAAAACCGCCUUCAAACCGAAGGCUGCAAUUCGUCGCCCGGCUGCAAAGCCGGGACCACAGCCUCCAUCGCGCCCUUCGACGACGGAGCCAUCGGCGAAUACCACACCGACGCCGCAGGAGCCGUCGUCGACCUCGCAAUCUCAACCUGCCCCGCACCCGGCCGCGAGCACGGUCGUCACAGAGGAUGAAGCCGCAAGCACGAAGGAUCGCUCACAGGAACAGGAGAAGCCGGGCGAUUCGGCUGCAGUUGUUUCUAGGCCACAGACAGGCGCAAGCUUGACCCCGCCGGUCAUAGAAACACGGGCAGAUGAGGAACAACCCGUUGCAGCGGUCGUUAAGGAGGCUCCAGGAAAGCAACCGGAUACACCCGAAGUCGGGGGGCAAAAAUCCCAAACCACUCUACCGAGCGAAGAGUCUAUCGCAUCAGACGCCCAAACUGUCGAUGCUCCUACAGAUGCCCCGCCACCAACCGCUCCACCAGCAGAAGAGCCUGCCAGUUCUACGACACAUACCUCAACCAACGACCAUCCAGCGCCUCAUGCCGAGGACCAACCAGUUCAAGCUCGGGCGGCACAACCUGGAAUUUCUAACGACGAGAACCAACAAUCGAACACGGGAACGGCAUCUGAAUCCGCACCAGACGCUCCCCAGGCAGCAAAACCAAAACGAGGCAGGAAACGAACAGCAGCCGCGGCUGACGACGGGGACGCUGCCCAGCAAAACUCCGCUGCUCCAUCAAAGAAAAGGCCACGAAGAAGAGCCGCUCCACUUCCGGGAGAGGAGGGGUACCAACCAAAGAGUACGCGGAGUCGAAAGCGCAGCGGGCCGGCAGCAGAGAACGGCGAGGCCGGGGACCGGGGUGACGAAAAUACCGAGCAAGGCCAAAAGAGACCUUCGAGGACACAACGCGAGGCGACACCGCCGGAUGCCGAGACUGUCGAAAUCGACAUUACCCAGGUCAAGAUGGCCGACCUAGCGAAAGACAUGCACAUUGGGAAGAAAUUCAGCUUGCACGACGAGCUGAUGGAACGUGAGCGCGCUAAGCGUCUCCGAUAUAACGAGCGGAGGAAACGGCAGCAAGCCGGUGAAGAUGGCGAAGAUGCGGGUGCCAACGACGAAACACCGAACACAUCAUCGAACUCCAACAACAACCCCAGCACCAGCACCAGCGCCCAACCGACACCCGUCGCCGCGGCCCAGACCGCCGACGGCGAAGAUGACAAAUCGGCCGAAACCCCCGCCGAGAACCGAGCCACCAUUGGUGAAACCUACCAGAUCAUCGACGGCGAAAUCGUCCUCGAUCACCGCUCCCUCCAAGUAGACCGCCACGCCCGCGCGCGGGAAGAAGCCGGCGAACUAGUCGAGGUCGAAGAAAACGACUUCACCCACCACACCACCUCAGCCACCUACCUCCGCCGCAGCCUCAAACCCCAACAAUGGACCGACGACGAAACCGACCUCUUCUACCAAGCCCUCCAAGCUUUCGGCACCGACUUCGACACCAUCUGCCGCAUGUUCAAGGGCAAGACCCGCAAGCACAUCAAGCUCAAGUUCAACCGCGAAGAGCGCGUCAACCCGGCCCGCAUCACCGCCGCCCUAGUCGGCCAAAAGACGGUCGCCAUCGACAUGGAGCAGUACCAGCGCGCCACUGGUCAGGAGUAUGAGCCGGCCCAGGCUAUUUAUGCCGAGCAGCGGAAGGCCGAAGAGGAGUUCCAGGCGCGACAGAAAGCCCUCGAGGACGAGAAGGCCGAGGAAGUCCGUCGCAAGAAGGAGGAGGUCUUGGCCCAGUUGAAUACUGCGGUUAAUGAGGAGGGGGUGAAGAAAGGUGGACGUAGAGGGCGCAAGAAGAAGGCUCCCGCUGCCGUGGGGUUGUGA
Molecule: messenger RNA, 1887 nt
Organism: Dichotomopilus funicola
Lineage: Eukaryota; Fungi; Ascomycota; Sordariomycetes; Sordariales; Chaetomiaceae
Product: transcription factor TFIIIB component-like protein
Exons: 1
Coding region: 1-1887 (628 amino acids)
Biological process (GO): RNA polymerase III preinitiation complex assembly
Cellular component (GO): transcription factor TFIIIB complex
Molecular function (GO): TFIIIC-class transcription factor complex binding
Source: RefSeq, a predicted model, not a curated record